Molecule: messenger RNA, 600 nt
Organism: Sparassis crispa
Lineage: Eukaryota; Fungi; Basidiomycota; Agaricomycetes; Polyporales; Sparassidaceae
Exons: 6
Coding region: 1-600 (199 amino acids)
Molecular function (GO): oxidoreductase activity, acting on paired donors, with incorporation or reduction of molecular oxygen; heme binding; iron ion binding
Source: RefSeq, a predicted model, not a curated record
AUGUUGCUGUUUCCGGAAGUGCAAUGCAAAGCCCAAGCGGAAAUUGACAGGGUGAUAGGUCCCGGCAGACUGCCAGACUUCAGCGACCGUGAGGCCUUGCCGUUCGUGGAAUGCAUUCUGCAGGAAACUGUUAGAUGGCAUCCUGUCGCCCCUCAGGGCAUCGCUCACCGGACUGUCGACGACGAUAUUUACAACGGGAUGUUUAUUCCGAAAGGUUCGGUGAUAAUUCCAAAUAUAAUGGCGAUGAGUCGUGACGAGACGACAUACAAAGAUCCAGGGGCCUUCUAUCCCGAGCGUUUCCUCUGCGAGCCCGAAGGCCCCGGCGAGCCGUAUCUGGGUGCCGUUUUUGGGUUUGGUCGGCGAAUCUGCCCCGGGAGGUACUUCGCUGAGAACGGCAUAUGGAUCGUUGUUGCCACUGUCCUCGCGAGCUUUGAUAUUUGCAAGGCUGUCAGCAAGAAUGGGAAGGCCGUGGAGCCAGAUGUAGAAUUCACAAUGGACGGGCUGGCAAGUCAUCCGAAAUCUUUUGAAUGUGUCUUUCGACCACGUUCGGAGAUGGCGAAGAAGCUCAUUAUGCAGGAUUCUACCUCAGAUGAACUUUGA